Messenger RNA from Verticillium dahliae VdLs.17, 2160 nucleotides. Its product is annotated as tRNA-dihydrouridine synthase. Bases 1 to 2160 code for a protein of 719 amino acids. The record is from RefSeq and is a predicted model, not a curated record. Lineage: Eukaryota; Fungi; Ascomycota; Sordariomycetes; Glomerellales; Plectosphaerellaceae. Gene Ontology annotation, biological process: tRNA processing. Gene Ontology annotation, molecular function: metal ion binding; tRNA dihydrouridine synthase activity; RNA binding. The transcript is spliced from 4 exons.
AUGGAACCCUCCGCCCGUGAGCAGUCGCCCGACGAGCGAGCUGCAAAGCGCGUCAAGAUCGACGCUUUGCCGUCUGUCGAGAGUGAGACGCCGAGCGGUCAGAAUGGGAGUCACGCCAAUGGGGGAGAGCAGGCUGCCGAGAAGCCCCAGGGCGGAGAUGUCGCCAUGGCUGAUGCCCCCAAGGGCGAAUCGGGCCAGGACGGCCCCGUCCCCGAGGUGAAGAAGGAUGCUCGGGAUCGCAAUGCUGCCAUUGCCCCUAUCAAGGCUGAGUUCCUGAUCCCGCGCUCGGAGAUUGAGAAGCAGCAGGAGGUUCCCAUCGACGAUGAUGCUGCUGAGGGACGCGGCCAGGACCAGGAGCAGCAGGAGCGUGGGGAUCACCCCCGUCGCGACACGCGGGACAAACGCGACAAGAAGAAGGCCAAGGGACAGAACAAGGAGCGCACGUUUGGCAACUUUGACGACACGUUUCGCCUGUGCAACAGCCGCGCCUAUUAUCCUGAGUUUUCGCCGCGCGAGUGCCGCUAUGGAGACCGCUGCCAGCUGUCCCACGAUCUGCGCAAGUACAUGGAGGAGGGUCGUCGUGGCGAUGUUGAGACUUUUGGCGGCAAAUGCCCCGUUUUCGAGAGCCAUGGUCGCUGCCCUUCGGGCUGGAAGUGUCGCUUCGUCAGGAGCCACAUGAAGGGAGGUCGAGCGGGAGGAUGGCCCGUCAAUGUUAUCAACAACAAGGUCAAGAUUGAUGUGAGCCGUCGCCGCGUCAACAUGGAGGAGGUCGACAAGUACAUCUCUUGGAUGAACCACGAGACCAAGCUGACCGACGAACUUCACCACCGUCGUAACCGCCAGACCACCGAAGACAGCGAAGACCUCCGUGCUCAGUACAGGGAGGCACCAUUGAAGCCCUCUGAGAAGCGCAAGCUGUACUUUGGACGCGAUACGCCCGCCCUGGCGCCUCUUACCACGCAGGGCAACCUCCCGUUUCGGCGUCUCGCCGUUGAGCUCGGCGCUGAGCUGACCUACUCUGAAAUGGCCAUGGGCCUGCCUCUCAUUCAGGGCACAAAGGCUGACUGGACGCUCCUCAAGGCCCACGAGUCUGAGCUCGUCCCGCCCAAAGCUGGUGGUCCCAUUGUCCAGGGCUACGAUAACGCCAAGGAUAUCAAGUUCGGCGCUCAAAUCUCCGCUAACCAGCCCUGGGUUGCGGUGAAGGCUGCCGAGUGCCUCAAGCGUUUCGUCCCUCACCUGCGUGUCAUUGACCUCAACUGCGGCUGCCCAAUCGACAUGCUUUUCAAGGCCGGUGGCGGCUCCGCCCUCCUCGAGGCUCACGGCAAGCUUGAGCGCAUGGUUCGCGGCAUGAACACCGUUUCGGGGGAAAUUCCUGUGACCGUCAAAAUCCGCACUGGUGUCCGCAGCAAUCGCCCUACUGCCACGUCCAUCAUCAACAAACUGGCAUUUGGCGCUCGCGAGCACCGUGAACGCCUUGGCGCACCUGGCUGUGCCGCCAUUACCCUCCACGGCCGCAGCCGCGAGCAGCGCUACACGCGCAGGGCUGACUGGAGCUACGUCGCCGAAUGUGCUGCCCUGAUCAAGAGCUACAACGAGACGAAGGACGCCGACACUGACACGAUUCGCGAGCCCGAUGCCUCCACUCUGCCCAACUCCAAGGACGGCAAGAUGUACUUUCUCGGCAACGGUGACUGCUACUCACACGUCGAGUACUUUGACCACAUUGACAACGCCGGCGUUGACAGCGUCAUGAUUGGCCGUGGCGCCCUCGUCAAGCCCUGGCUCUUCGAGGAGAUUGAAAAGGGCCAGUACCUCGACAAGACGGCCACCGAGCGCCUCGGCUACAUUGAAAAGUUUGUUCGCUACGGUCUCGAGGCCUGGGGCUCCGACGAGCUCGGCAUCGGCUUCACCCGGCGCUUCCUGCUCGAGUGGAUGAGCUUUACGCACCGCUACGUCCCGCUCGGCAUAUUGGAGCACCUGCCUCCUUCGCUCAACGACCGCCCGCCCGCGUUCCGGGGACGGAAUGAGAUGGAGACCCUGCUUGCGAGCAACAACUACAAGGAUUGGAUCAAGAUCAGUGAAAUGUACCUUGGCCCUUGCCACCCAGGCUUCACCUUUCAACCGAAGCACAAGUCGAACGCCUACGAGGCCGAGGGUUAG